Molecule: messenger RNA, 13155 nt
Organism: Dromaius novaehollandiae (emu)
Lineage: Eukaryota; Metazoa; Chordata; Aves; Casuariiformes; Dromaiidae
Product: cytochrome c oxidase assembly protein COX16 homolog, mitochondrial
Exons: 4
Coding region: 107-424 (105 amino acids)
Biological process (GO): mitochondrial respiratory chain complex IV assembly
Cellular component (GO): mitochondrial inner membrane
Source: RefSeq, a predicted model, not a curated record
GCGGGGGGGACCGCUGUGGCGGGCGGACUCGCGCUCUCCCGGAAGUGCUACGGAAAGGGCCGGAGGCGUGAAGGAGCCGCUCGGGGCCUAUGGGUCGGCAGGGCUCAUGGAGCGGCUCCGCAGGCUGUGGAGGGGCCGAACGAUGACUUUCGGGAUCCCCCUGUUGCUGUACCUUGUUGGUGGAUCUUUUGGACUCCGUGAAUUUGCUCAGAUAAGAUAUGAUGUCCACAAACUUCAUGGCAAGGUUGAUCCCGCUUUGAAAGAAAAAUUAAAACAGAACAAUGUGACGCUGGAAUCUGAAUAUAAGAAACUGGAGAAGUCUGACUUGGAUAACUGGGAGAACAUCAGAGGACCCCGUCUGUGGGAAGAUUCCAGGACUGUUCAGAAGCAACGGCGGGAGGCUGGCCGUCUGAAGACAGAGUGACUGAGCAAGCCUCCUUCGGUGCCUCUGGAAAAUCAUGUCUCAGGCUGGACUAUCUUACUUUUUAAUCCAGUGUCAGGAACAGACAUGGGAGGGGGGAAGAGGAAUCUGCACUGAGCAAUCCAUGGCAAUGCAUACACAAAUUAACUGUGAGAUCACUCAGAAAGACACUAUAUUAUAUGAAGUUCUUUGCAUCCAUUUGCACAGAGCUCCACAGGCUGUGUAUAUGAAUUCUCAAUUAAAAAAAUAGAUGAUUAUUCCACUGAAAUCAUCAGUCUUCCUUUCCCACUGCUUUUCGACAGCUAUUGUUCAAAACUAAGAUGCCUCAGCAAGGAAUGACAUCUCAAGUCAGCUUGUCAGUACCACAAGUUGUCACCCUAAUGAGAAUAACAGUGCUGUCAUCUAGAUGUGUGUGACCAGAUAAAUGCUGCUUCAGAGAGCUCCUGCAUGACUUCAGGCUCUUAAGUUUAGAAGGGACCCUUCUUAAGCUUAGAAGGGACAGGCAUAUGAUCUGUUCAGAAACAAUGAACCCAUUUUUGGCUAAAUAAUGGUCUGGUGUUUCAUUUCCAGGAACUUGCUUAUACACGGGGCUAUGUAGAGUGUCAGAUGGUAGUUGUUUAAAUAACAUUUGUUUAGCCAUGGUCACAUUUCUGUAAUUAGUUUAUUGAUAGCCUGGUGCAGUCAAGGAUGUUUGCAGUGGAACUUCUCAGUUUGAUUUGGAAGAAUUCUGCCUCAAUAAAAGCUGUGCUGUUUUUGUGUGAGCAAGUACAGUAGCAACAUCUUCUUGACCCACUAUUUAGUGGCAAAGCUCUCUUUAGGUAUUAUUUAUGUAUUAUUAUACAUUUAUCUAUAUGUAUUGUUACGUAUAUAUUUGUACACAUGCAUAGAGGUUUUUUGCCUUUUGAUGAAUUCUUCUGUAAUCUUUGUUUUUUUAUUUCUGGCUUUCUGUGAUAAAUAUUUGCUGUUAGAGGAAGCCAUGAUAACAUUCAGGACCGUUCUGCUGAGACAUUCCAUAAAGAUCAUCUAGCCGGUUCUUCAGAUAAAAUGAAUCUUUUGAUAAGGUGUUUCAGCAGUCUCCUAAAACUCUUCUGAGGAAUGGAAUAGUGGAGCACAGAUUAACAGUAGGUGCUAGUUUCAAAGCAGUGACAGCUAUAUGUAAAUCCCUUUGGAACUCACAAGAUGUAUGAUGGUCUUACCCCGCUCUGCAAAAGAUGUGUCAAAUGCAAAUCUAAAUAUCCUUUUAGGCAUUUUAUUUAGGAUAGCCUCCUUGUCCUCAUGUAAAUCUUCCCUCAGCACUUACUUUUCUUCAGUCUCUCAGUUAUGAGGCCCACUUCUUCACUCAGAAAGAGGAGUCUUCAUUGAUUUUUAGAGAAGUUGGAAAGUAAUUUGUACAGCAUUAAAUGGAAUAUCUUAGCCAUGUUUGUGCAGGCUUUCUCCUGCUAGGGUUGUGAAGUUCAUUAGAAAACAUUGUAUCUAAUCUGGAAUGAGGCUACAGCUGUGUGUUUUUGUGUUUCCCUGUUCAAUGUUAUAUACAUCUUUGCCUCUAAAUAAAAGUGCUAAGAAAUUAAAACAUCUGGGAGAGGAACUAGAGAAGCAAUACAGCAGCAGUGUAACCUUAAAUGCUAUAAUGAAGCAAUUGAAAAAUUAGAAUAUGGGUGCAUUAAGGUGUGCUAGAACUAGAGAAGAGGGGAGUGGGUUUCAUUAGUUUAUUGUUCCUUUAUACUUAAAAGAUAAAACAACAUUCUCAAACAAAUAGCAUAUAAAGUAGGACAAAUAAAGACCAAUGAAAACUAUGUACCUUGCUAAGCAUCUUUUCAGCUCUGGCAAUCUCAAAUUUUGGUGCAGUGCCAUUGGCAGCAGCAUGAUGAUUGCUCAAAUGACAUCAAUGCAUUAACUACACUGGCAGAGUCUUCUCUGAAUUAGGGCUCUCACUGAUGCCAGUAGCAGUGCUACUGUUAAGGUACUAGCUGGACCAUUGGAAAUGUUUCUUUGAAUUACCUACUAUACACCCAUUUUGUGUGGAUUUGGCAAAUUCAUUAUUUCUUUCCCAGAGGAUACACAUCUUCCUUUUCCCAGCAUUGAUUAAAGGAAAAGGGAAGUUGCCAUUACUUUUUCUAUGGAAAAGCAUGAUUAGCUCCCUGUCUUGCAACAUCGGCUCACAAUAUGGACCAACACUUUUCCUGAUGUAAACACGCAGCUUUUUAGAAACAAUGUCUGCAAUCAGAAUCACCCCUCUCCUUAGGGGAAGAAGCAAAGAUAUUUUUGCCUGUUUCUCUUUUGUGAAGCCCUGAUGCUUGUCACUUUUCUUGAUGAACAAAACACUCACUGAACUAACUUCUGUAUUUUAGUAAUUUGAUAUCCUUCAAAGACUAUUUUGGGGAUGGUCAUCUUAUUUCAAAAAUCUUAGGAUAUGGAUGUAAAUAAUUAGUUUUAUGGAAGACACUUCUUCUGUAGCAACUUAGGAGCCAGUUUUACCCUUUGGUAUUUUUUCAUUGCUUGCUUACUAGUUGUGGGUCCCCCUCCAUCCCCCACAUUUUUUUUUGCAUGAACAGAAUCUGUGUAGCUGUUAGUGGCUUCCCUUCUAAAACCCAGGCACUAAACUUCCUGUAGUUUCUGAGGGCAUAUUUGUAACUACCUUUGAAAUGGUGUCUCUGGAAAGUGAUGGAAUUAUCUUAGCAUCUCUAACAAAAACUGACAUGCAAUGGAGAUCUGUUCAGCUUGCACCCUCUCUUCAACUCCCCCAUGGAGAGAUACCCAGCAAUGAGACUAUUGACAGCUGAUUGAAAAAUUUCCCCACCCUUUUCUUAUGCUGUUGACUCAUUUGUGAUUUAAGAAGAACAGCAACAACUUUUGGCAGAUACAGAGAUUGUGCACUUGAUAAAAUGGGGGGAGCUAUAUCAGCAGUUUUUCUUUUUGUCCUGCACUUGGACAACUGCUUAACUUUUAUGCUGUGCUUUUCUUAGCCACAGAAUUGGAAAUAAUGCUUAUGGAAGGGAUCUCGAGAGAGUUAAUUAAGGUCUUUUUAAGUUCUCAUCCAUCCUCAAGAAGAAGGCACUUCAAAAAUAUGGAGAAUUGUUGUUCACGCCACUAUGGAGAGAGGCAAACUUCAAGUGGUUCAGGACUUGUGCUUAGUUUGGCUGCUUAUUUGAACUAUGCUUUUGAAAGCCCUGUUAUAGCACUUCUGAUUAUUUCUAAGGGACUUGUGGGAAAACCUGUAAAAUUCCUGAAUUGUCAUAUUAAAAAAACCCCCAAACUAUGUGAAAUUUAAAAUCAAGCUGGGAAAGUAAGCAGUUUCAACAGUUACAUGGCAAAACUAUGAAAUCAGUGUGGAAGCUCAUUGGCAGCCAGGGAAAGAUAAGAUAGAAAUAGAAAGAUUGAACAGAGGAAAGCAAUUAAGAGCUCCCAGAGAGUGUUCUGGAUGAUUUGCAUCAGAGGGAGGUCAGAAGUAAUGAAUUACAAUUGUCAGUCUGAGUCACUGAUUGACUUUUUUUUUGUCCACUUUGGUAAGUGGCAUACCAGUCUGAGGGGAAUGGAAAUAAGGCUUUAGUGAGAGGUGUGAGGUAUUAAAGGGGUAAAGGGAGAGGACUGAAGAAGCCAUACUCUUCUACUCAGUGUUGUUGAAAUUAAAAGUAGAAGACAGAAGGAAGUCUGGCUAGGUGUCUCUGGGUAUAGGGACUAAAAAAUCAGUUUUAAAAUCCAUGUUUUGACAGUGCUAAAGGAGGAAUUUUAUCUUUCAGAAAGGGUAUGGCAAGGCUGGUCCCUGCGGUCUUCUCUAACAAGAGAGUGGGUAGGGCAUUGAAGUGUAGCUGUUUAUGUGAGAAUUGGGGCACCUGCCUCCAAGGAUGGGGAGAGCUCAGGAUACUGAGGUAUCCAUCUGUAGGGUUCCCAGCCUCUGCUAUCUGCAGUCCAAAAUGGAAACCAGCUCCUUGCAUGAGAUCUGCCCUGUAGAUCCUGCUAAAUGAGUUUGUCCUCUAGUGCUUCAAAUUUUCAGACUCAUGAAUGACUGAAAGGAGAAAAUGCUCAAUAUCUUACUUCAGCUGUAGCACAGAUGAAGAAGAAUUCAGCUAAAGCUUUAGCUACUGUGAUCUGAAAAGGCUUCCAAAUCUGCUCAGUAGCACAGCAGUUGAGUUUCAAAGCUCCUAAAUACAGCUGGGUGAGUAGCUGGGUAUAUAAAACUUUUAGAAUCAAGAUGCAGAGAACAAUCUUGCCAAUAGUGAUACUCCAAGGUCUUGAAAAUGGCUCCAGCUACCCAGAAAAGGUAGAUUGUGGUGCAGUGAGAGAGGAAUGAUGAAAUUUUUAGUCCAGAAUGGAGAAUGGAGAAACUUCUGAGAAGCUUCUGAUAUCUAUCCCAUCAUCGGCUGGGGAGCAAUCCCACAAAGAGAGGUUUGAUAACACUGAUGGGAGUGCAGGGAUAUGUAUUUACAACGUUGGGCACUUAGAUCAAGAGAAAUCCAUUUCUUCACAUAGAAGAAGCAACUUGGAGGGAUUUAAAUGUUACUGCUCAUUUGGAUUUUUUGUAUGAACACUUCUUGUUGAACUGUAUGUACCUGUGUAUAGGUGAGACUUAAACAGUAGAUUUCACCUUCUGUAAUAACUACACGGUCUCUUGUAUUUCUCAAUGAUCUUUUCUUUACUCUAAGUUGCUGCAUUUGAGUUUCCAGCAUAAGUCAAGGGCAAAUUUCAUUUUCAUUUCUUGUGUUUUCCACAGGGUUUUCUUUCUGUAACAAACAGGGAAGCCUAAAUACCCUCUGCUACUAAUUCCUUUUUUUUAUGUCCACUGGAAAAAUCUGGAAGAAAGAAAAAGAAAGAAAAGAAGGGAAUGAUCAAAAGCCUGAGGAAAAACAUGAAGAUGGUCACAGAAUUUUCCAUUAACUCUUAUUUUUUUGAAAGGCCACUUUUUGUCAGGGUUUUCAGUGGGAAAUUUAUUGCUAUCCUUCAGACCUUCAAAGGAAGGUAUUUGCUCAGUGUUAGACCUUCUUUACCUACAAGGAGUUGCAGUCAGACUCACCCAACGCGCAAAUAGGCUCUAGACUUAGAAACAAAAACUCCAUACAGAUGUUGUUCUUAAACUGUUCCUCACCUCGGGCAACCAAAGCAGUCUUUCAUACCACUGGAAUCAGACCAACCGUAUUUUCUUGUUGAACAUGUACAGUUAAAGUCUUGCUUUCCACAGACAGGUAAUUAAAAUUGCAUGCUUGCCAUCUCCAUCCUGCUUGGGAGAUAUGUUAAAAUUAAAUUCAACUAAAGCAGCAGCUGUUAGUGCUGCAGAAGAGGACAUGUAAAAUACAGAUAUACUUUGCAAAUGUGAGAAGAAAACUAGAAUAUGUAUCAUAGUCAGAAGUCAUUGGAGAAAACAAAAACAAGAAAUAGGAGAGUACUGUGUAGUAGUUGCUAGUGCCUCUGUACAAGAAAUUUAUGCUCCUUCACGCAGUGUUUUUGGAGUCUGGCUUGGUGUGCUUCAGUUCAGGGAAAAAUUACCAUAUUUAAUUUAACAUGUCUCUUGAAAUAUGAUAAUAAGGCCAGGUCCCUGGUUGUUUCUUAAAUUGUGGUUUGGAGUGGAGGUAGGUAGGGAUGGAUUGUAGUAGGAAUAUUUCUAGUUUUGAUCAGAAACCUUCAGCAUCCUGCACUUCUUCCAUAUAUCAUAGGUCUACUGAGUCAGCUCUUUCUCUUCUCUAUUUUUGUUUUAAAAAACAUGCCAGCUCAAGCUAUUGCUUUUAAAAAUACUACUUGUAAUCUCUUCUGUCCUUCUACUAAUUCCAUUAGCAAGGCAAAGAGCCCAAACCAUUUUGGAGAGAGGAUAGGACUAAAUUUGUAUCUGAUGUAAAUCACUAUAACAAAAAAUUUGCUUUUAAUUUAUGUUAAUUUUCACUGGUUCUGAGCAUUUUUGCUCUUUGGAGAAUCAAGGUCUUCAGUUUUGCAAAGUCAGUCUGCAAAAUGAAGCAUAAGUUUUUUGUAUCAAGAAACUAUCCAUAGAAUCGCCUCUGUUGCUGCCCAGAAAAAAAGCAAAUUGGCUUAGAUUGAUUAACUCUUAUUUCAGUGAUCACAGAAUAAACAUUAAUAAAAGUUUCUGUAUGGGAGAGCAAUGACCCCACUUCUAACAACAAAAUGGAAUAGUCUCUACAGACUUUUUAGUGUUAAAAGGACAGCAACAUGCAAAAAUUAUAGCCUUGUUCUUCCAUGCCUGUAUACUAAUGGUGCAGAUAAGUAAUAUCCCAAUCUUCUGCACUUUGGCUGUAAAAUAUGAAUGAGAAAGUUGAUGGUAGUUGAUGAGAUCUUUGGUGUUCAAUACCAACUCCAUUGUGCUGGUUCAGUACCAAAUCCAUUAUGGUAUUCAACCUCAGGGAGACCCAGUGAUUCCCAAGAGUUCUUCUUAACCCCAGGGAGAAUGACAGAGGAAACCUUAAUGUGUGCCCUGUAACUCCAUUCUCUUUUUGGCCUCCUUUCUUACACUUUUCCUAAAAAGUGACAGUUCAAUUCCUGAGCUUCUCAGUCCAAAUGAAGCUAACUGUAAAGUGUCCCCCUCUUUUUUUUUUAAGAGUUCAUUGUCUACUGAGAGCUGAAGAAUAGUGGCUUCUAAAUUAAUUUGGAGGUGUCUUGUAAAAUGCAAGCUCAGAAACACAGACCCAGUAUUAUAUUUCCUUAUGUAUGGCACUCAGCAUACACUGCAUUUCUUAUUAUCUCUUAAUACACAAUGCUGUGCUCUCUAUUCCUUGUACAAAGGAAAUUAAAUGUACUUUUUUCUUUAAAAGAUGAGAUCUUCAUCCAUCACUAGGUGUCAGUUGCUAGUAAUGUUUCCCAGAAAAAUGUUAUCUGCGAUUUAGUGGCUUUAGUGGACUAUCUUUUGUUGAACAGAGGACAGCAGAAUAAGAUUUCAGCUUAAUAUAGCUCUUUUCAUACUUCUUGCAAAUAAAGGGGUGAAAAGAGGAGAGCAAGAACAAAGAAUCUUGGGUUCUAGUCUCAACUUUCUUUUCUGUUUUGCAAUACAUGGGGCAUUUUAAGAAGGAAAAGGAAGGAAAAUGAAAGCAGAAAAAAAGGAAAUAAGGGAAAAGAAAAAUGGAAAGGAAAAAGUUUAAGGACAAAAAUAGUAAUGGAAAACAAAUUGUUCUGUCUGACUGCUCCCUCUGGAUAGAGAGGGAAGGAAAAUUUGUUUGCAUCUCAGAAAAUAUUUUUGUGCUCAAAAAAUACUGUUGUCCCAAAUCAGAAUGAAAAGUCAAAUAGAAUAUUUUGCAAGCUAGCAGUUUCAGAAAUAUUUAAGUUUGGGUGAACUGACAUGUUUGAUUUUGCUUUUCAUGUUUUUCAUUCUUAAUUCUUUUUCGUCAGGUAGCUUGACUUUGGAAUGAAAAACCACCACUAAUCUUAAAAGCACAUUUUUCACUUAGAGACUGUCAAAACAGAAUGUUUCAACAGUUUCCAGAACUUUUCCCCAAAUUUUCUCAAUAAGAGUAAUUUAUCAAAAUAGAUCCUUCUUGAUGAACAGAUUGGAAAGUGUCAAUCAAUCAACUAGAUUCAAAAAAAUUUAUUGUAAAAAAUCCUUAUCAGCUGUACCAAUCAAUUCCUUAGUCAAUUUGUGAACCUGCAUCUUUAACAUUCAUCUCAUGGUUAUUUACCCGCUUCUGUUGCUGUGUAUACAAGUACAUUGCUUUCCCCAGGAGAUGUGUGUGCAUGUAUUUAUAAGUUUCAUGCUUACAACUUACACAGGAUUUUGUUACUCAAUAAAUCAUAAGAAGAGAUCUACUCCAUUAGCUAUUGCAGCUAAUGACACUGCAACUUUUACAUCAUAAAUUGAUGAAGUUGUCUCUGAAAACAAGUCUUUUUUUCUCCCUGCAUUCACUAAUACAACAAAAUAUCUUUAUUUCUGGUUAGUUCAUCUUAAAUAUCCAAAGAACAUUCUCAUAUGCCAUAAUUUAGUAAGUAUAAACCCAACAUUUUUUUCUAGUCUAAAAAAGGUACUGUUCCUGUUUAAGUGAUAGGUUUAGGUUUUCCAUGUUUUCAAGUUACCUGCCUAGCAAGAAAUUGGCAAGCAAAGACAGAAAGACUCCAGUAUUAUUCGCGUAUAUCUGGAGUGACGAUAAUCAGUUCAGGUUUUGGUGCAUGUUUUAUCAUUAUUUGGCUAUCCACCUCCUUGCAUAUGAUUUUUUUGCCCUACAAACACCCCGAAUGAAUUGCAGAUGAUUAAAGUUAAACACAUGUUUUCAGUACAGACGUCUGAGCUUGCGUAUUUCUCACAGCAGGCCUUUUGGUUUCUGGGGUCCCUGUGCAGUCCCAAAAGUCCUUAUUGGUUGUGCUGGAAUAAUAAACAGAAAAAUCUUUUUUAAUCAUCCUGUAAGUCAAGAUGACCGAAUGCAAUUUGGACCAAAUUUUAAAAGUUCACCUUGGAGCUGAGAUGGAGGUUUUUUGGAAAGUUUAAAAGUGAAUUAUGACAGUGUUUUGCAACUUGACUUAGGGAAGUCAUUGCAGAAGAACAGCUGGGAACAUGCACAGUGUAUUUCAGUUUAGCUAAAAAGACUUAUAUUUUGUAGAUAUCCCAAAACUCCAAUCUGUCUUAAGUAGUUCUUUGGACACCGUUUUAGUAUAUCUUCCGUGACCAGCACAGAAUGUGACCUGUUUUGGUAACUGACAUGAAGUUUCUGACUAACCCCGGUUAUUCGGUUUUUGCAAGGAAAAGCUGCGUAUGGGAGCCUCUACUUCCUACAGACAGACCCAGUUGCCUCAUCAGUGAUUUUGAAGGCUAAUAGGAAGAGCAGACCUUUAUCUCUUAUCUUUCCUCUGUUGAAGAUUUCUUGUCCUUGUGAUGAUUCUUCACAACAGAAAUUAGAAAUUGUUCGUCUUUGCCUUUUGAAUCUACAUAUGGAUGUACAGUGUUAUCUGACAGGUCCAUUUUUCUAACACAUACUACACAUGCUCUUGAAAGUUUAGGUACGAUUUCCUGGGAAAGCCAGAUUUGCUAUUACUACCUCAGCCUACCCUCAAGAGCCCAACUAACUUGGCAAUAUUCUCAGCGAAAUUUCUUCUUCCCACAAGGAUAUUUUCUUCAAAUUUUUUUUUAAGCUUCUACUGCUGGCCAGCAAUAUCCACCUUAACUGCCACAUGUUCUAUACAUUCUUUUUGCAUCUCCCUUUUGAUGUAUUCCAGUAAUGCCAAAAAACCAGUGGGAGAACAGGUGUUACCUUCUGUGUUGUCUAGCCAGAGACAGAGAUACUGUGAUCCAGGAAUUCCUGCAGCAGUGGACCAAGAUAUUUCUGUGUCCUGUUCUUAUGUCCUUUGAGCAGUUUCUUAUGCUCUCGAAGGAUUUCCCAUUCUGUGCUUUCUAUGUGCCAAGAGAUGUAGCAGGAAAUCUGAUAUUUAGAAAAUAUGUGAUACCGUAAGGUCUCUUGUGUGUUCCCAUAUGACUGUUUAAGCUGUUCUUUAGAGGGUAUGGAUUAUACAUAACAGAAAAAUAUAUGUGUAUGUAUAUAUAUAUUAUAAAGAAAUUUUGUGCUGUUUCCUUUUUUGAAAUGAAGUCUGACAACUAGUGAAAGCUGCUGAACUGACAGCCCCAAAGACUGCAUUUCCCUGUCUAUGCACACACAACAGAGAGCUGUAGCAUAACCUCCUCUUGCAAUCACAGCCCUGCCAGGGUAGGGAGUUGGAGGGAGUGCUUCGAAGGAGUGGGAAUGGUUGCCAUAGCAGGAACUUUCUCUGUGCAGUGAUUGCCUGCCCAGGUUACACAGAAGAGCUAUUGUGAGGGUGGGUUUGCUAGUAUAGAAGAAGGUGGAAUUCAUUUUCCAGCAGGCAUACAUGUAGCUCUGUAGAAACCAAGUGCCUAGACAAAGGCUGCCAUCUAGGCACGUGCAGAUGGUGAUCAUUAGAAUGAUGCCCCAUUCAAAGGCAGAUGUCUACCAAGACAGGUGUUGAAUUGUGCUCCAUUGCUUAUUUCCAUCCACAGAUCUUAGAAGGUGCUAAGUUGAUGAGCUUGGAUCACUUAGCCUUUAGAAGUUUAGCAUUGAGUCAGCUGGAUCCCAGCAUAUCUCUUCGUUUAGUAUGAAGUCUGUGGAAAUCCACGCUUGGUUUUCACAGAAGUUAAGAGAAAACCUUAUGAUGAAAGUAAUGUUAAUUCCCUCCCGAUCAGUGUUUGCAAAAACAGUGAGGACCUGUGCUCCACUGCUAGUGUCCCUGGGCUUCUCUUCCCAGACCUUCUGGGACAGGAUUAUGGAAUCUGGUCAAAGUCUGAAAGUUAGAGCAUCUGUGAUAUUGCCAUGAUUUUUUUAAAUUUAUUAUCUCUUGCUUCUCUUGAAAACUGCUGAGUUUCUUGACAACUUAAAUAAAGAUGAUCUCAGUAAAUUGUUACUGCAAAGGUAAGCAAAGAUCUGACUCUGUCACACUGGUAUUUAGAUGUAAAUUGCAAUCCUAGAAUCGCGUACUGCAGAAGUAACAUAUCUAAGCCAUCUUUUUGAGGAGGGGAACCCCUAUGACAAGGGGAAGUCAUAGCAUGGAUUUGUGUGGGCAGGACUGAAUGCAGUCCUGCCUACUGGAUGAAAUAAGCUAAUGCAAUACAUCUUUCCUACCUCAAAAGUAAAGUUUUACUUAGACUUCAGCCAGAACACAUGUUGCAUGAGCAAUAAGGUCAGGGCCAGAGGCUCUAAGUCUCCUCCAAGUCAUCAGGGAGCAAGAAAAAGAUAUUUUCUGCCAUUAAAGAUAAUCUAGUUGUAGGGUGGGGAUUAACAGUGUGUCAGCAAUUUGGCCACGUGAGACUUUUCCAUUGAUGCUACUUCAGGUUUCUUGUAAGAUGCAAAACAGCAUUAUUAUUACACUAGAAAACUGGGCACAGACCUUUUGGGAUUAUGUAUUAAGUACAGCAAGUCAAAUGCCAUCUGCCGAACUUGAUAAAUUCUAAGUAUUAUUCCAAGGAGGUUUGCCCCAAGUCUCUUCUACAAAGUGCAUAGAGGCAGCUGCCAGCCGCUUUUAUCCUCAGUCUCCUUCCCAUUAUCACUUCUUGGCCUUUUGGCUAAGAUCAAGUGCAGUAUCAGUUUGCUGUCUUGACAUGUCCUCUGUCUGGGGACUGUGUCCUGCCCUGGCAGCAGGCUGGACUCAGUGACCUGCUUUUUUAACCUCUCUAACUACUGUCAUUCCUGCUUUUUAAGAGACCUGCAGCUUUUAGAAGUCAAGUCACCUUUAACAAGCCUUGCAAGUGCAGCUGAUACAUAUUGGCCUAAAUUACUUCUGUUUCAGAAGGCAAAUGGGCUUCUGGUUUCUAUAGCAGGAGAAAAUCUAAUACAGCUGGAGGUCUCAAUUCCUUUCUGUUGAAGACCAACAAAGAGAACAUUUUGUCUAUAGCAGCCAAUUCUUUCCUUUUUUAAUUGUUUUAAUGCUCAGAUGAAAUAUAAACCCCCCAAAAUUCUGGAAGAAGACAACAUGGGUAAGUCCUCUGAAAGCCUUUGCACCUGUGCCCAGGUGAGGUUUUGGGACCAGGCAUGUCAUCUCUUGCACAAGGAAACUAUUAAAAUGGUACAGUGAUAAUAUUUCCAUGUUUUUCUAGUUUUGAUAGUUGGAAGCUUCCUAAAUCCAAACCCCAGUAUCCUCAGGGAACACUGUAGUUAUCAGCCAGGCCUAAGUGCCUGAAGACCUUAGCUAGUCCAGACUUUUAUAUGUGGAUCUGUUAACUUACAAUAAACAAAAAUUUGAUGGGACAAUCAGAAUAGGAAGAGGGUUCUGAUGUCCCAGGUUAAAGUCCUUGGAUGCUUGCUUUUACUGGGAUUUUGUUAAGACAGUGCAUUUUUCCGUAUGUCACCUUCCUGAGCUAUAACCCAUUCACAUGACUGUGACAGAGAUGUUGUUAGGUCCUGUGCUCUAAUGUGGGUGGCAUGUCCCCUUCCUUCCCCAUUUGUUUCUCAUCCUGAUGCAACUGCACCAGUCUAACUUCUAAAUGAAGAGUUCCCUGCUGGCAGAUCUGGGCCAGAGCUAUGCAUCUUUUUCUAGCAAAUUGUCUCAGAGCAGUCCCUGUUUGGCUUUCUGGGAGUACACGGAGCAGUUGCAUCAGUGUAAUUACAUGAUGCAGCUUUCUUUUGCCUAAAUAAUCCCUCAGGCAUUCAUGGAACAGGAAAUCAUAUAUAUUAUGCCUGGAAGAGACCACUCAAUGAUGUAGUGGAACCUGUUGUAUAACUCAGAUAAAAGAAUUUCACACCAGUAUUUCAACAUCAAGCCCAGUAAUUACAGGGUAUCUUCCAGUCUUUGUGCUGGGGGAAAUCACUUAAAAACGCCAUGCUUGUCUCUGCAGCUAGCCUUCCUAGAGAAGCUACGUGGAGAAUGUUGUGAAUUCACCUUUCACCUAAGGAGAACUGGCAAAGUGCCCUCCAAAACCACUUUAGGGGUAACACCACCCAGCUCUACAUCCCUGGCAUAGGGAAGGAUGUAGGAGAAUAUUUCUGCAGUAAACUGCCGGCUGGCUUCUGUGGGAAGACAGCAAUGUCUGUCAGAGUCUUGGUCUUCCAACUGAUUUUAUCUUGAAGAUUUAAAAUGGUCUGGUCUAAUGACACAAGUUGUGGGAGGCCAGGCUUUGAUAACUGUCUCUUGCUGGCUAUUUUCAGGAUGUGAUUUUCUACUUCAGUUGGAUGGGGGUGGAGAGAGUGUUGCUAUGCUUUAGGGAACACUGCAAUUAGAUUCAAUCAAAACAAUUGUGAUUAAUAGUGAUGAAUUUUUUGUUACUAAAAAAGGAAAAGGUAGAAAUAAAUAAUAAAGCAUGGUUACUUUGGAUGCAA